AUGCGUGUGGUCAACCCGCGAUACCAGGUUUCAGCUGAACCACGCAAUUUACUGAGGGCCAAGUGGCAAUGGCAAAAAACCAAAUCCGCCAUUUAUGGUUAUUCACCGCUAAUUCCCAAAUCAAUUGACCGAUCAAAUUCAUCAGCAACAACUAAAAAAAGGCAGCUAAAUCUCCAACCUACCGUGGAUGAUGUCGUUAUAAAACAAAAAAACAAUAUUUCAGUUAACAUUAGUCCUGAUUUGUUGAAGGAAGCAUGUACAGAACUGCUAACAGUUUACGGCCGUCCAUUCAGCAUGUUUAAUGAUUCGGAUUUUCGAAAAAUUUUAGAUCUGAUAAUAGCUGGACUGACUGGACUAAAAUCGCAAUACAAUGGGGCAAAUAUGCUCAAAGCGGUGAAUUUGUUAGAAGACCAGCAAAGCGAUAUUAUUAGUGACGAAGAAGAAAAUAAAGAACAAGAAAACGAAGAAAAAGAAAAUGGAAGUAAUGCAUUUAUUACGAAACAAGAUGCUUCCAUAGCUGACAUUGCUACAAAUUCCGGCUGCACACACUUUGCACACAGUACACAUGGUAUGUUGGAAAAACUCCUAUUAUUGAAAUACUUUUGUAGAAACAUGGCGAAAAUGAUUGGUCAUGUACACAUCUGUAAUGUUUUAAAUCCUGCAAAAAAACAAACAGCAAAAUUAUUCCAAACAGCGCAUUUGUUGGGGGGAGAUUUUUAUUCUACCUGGCUGCAGCGUAAAAUGGAAACAAGCAAAAUUUGUAGCCGAUUUUCAAAAAAUUUAGUAGAAUCACUAAACGAAAGGGAAAAUGCACAAUUUUAUCAAGAUGUGACUAUGUCAGCAACAUUUCUUGAUCCAAGAUUCAAAGUAGUUUUAUCUACUUCACAAAUACUAAAACAUAUAAAUGAAGGUAACAAUUUCGUUGAAGAAUCAUCUCUAAAUUCAACUUCAACAGAAGAAGAUGGAAUGAAAAUGAAACCGCGCGAAAAGCGAGACACGUAGGUCUUAAAAUAUUGCUUAGCAAAAGAGACGUCGUCAAAUGAAUUGUAUAAUGUUGCAAAAUAAAGUAUUGGUUUACCUAUGACACAAGUGAGUGAAUGAGCAUUUUCAGCACUGAAAUAAAUUUUAAAUUGUCAAAGGUCGAAUUUAACAGAAAAUUUAUUGGAAGGAGUCUAGCUUUUUAGAUUAAAUAGUUUCAAUUAAUUUUUAUAUAAAUAUAUUCAUAUACACUAAAAUUAAAAAUUAUCCUGCGAUUUAGUCCAGAAUAUAUCUUUAAUUUAAUUAACAAAAUUUUUUAUUGAUUUUGGA
Cylas formicarius (sweet potato weevil) is the source of this 1308-nucleotide messenger RNA. RefSeq lists its product as uncharacterized. The transcript has 5 exons. Lineage: Eukaryota; Metazoa; Arthropoda; Insecta; Coleoptera; Brentidae. The record is from RefSeq and is a predicted model, not a curated record. The coding region runs from base 1 to 1002 and encodes 333 amino acids.